Molecule: messenger RNA, 7293 nt
Organism: Fragaria vesca subsp. vesca
Lineage: Eukaryota; Viridiplantae; Streptophyta; Magnoliopsida; Rosales; Rosaceae
Exons: 8
Coding region: 1-7293 (2430 amino acids)
Molecular function (GO): protein binding
Source: RefSeq, a predicted model, not a curated record
AUGCGCGACUUCAGAAGUCUAGUUCAGAACAUGACUAACAUAAAACAACUUCAUCUUAGUUGGGUAGAGAUAUUCUCCACAGUGCCCAAUACGUUGGUGAAUGUGUCGUCUCUCACAUCUCUUCGUCUUCAUAGAGGUUUCUUGGUGGGGCAAUUCCCAGUAGGCAUUUUCCAGCUACCAAACUUGCAAGUACUAGAUUUGUCCUAUAACGAUUAUCUAACCGGUUAUUUUCCUGAGAACCUUAACAGCAGCAGUCCCUUGAGGAUGCUUGAUCUUGGAACAACCAAUUUCACUGGUCAUCUACCUGCUUCAAUUGGAGACCUUCGUGCCUUAAAUUUAUUGAAUAUAGCUUACUGUGACUUUUAUCCCAGUGUUCCAUCUUCACUUGCCAACCUUACCCAGCUCAAUUUCCUUGAUCUCUCUUCUUUCUUUCAUUCAGGUUUUAACGGUCCAAGAAACAAUAAAUUCCCUGGCCAAGUAUUUGAUUCCUGGUCUUGGAUUGGAAAGCUGACCAAACUUAACUACUUGUUCCUUGUUGAUACCAACUUAAGGGGAGAUUUCCCAUGUUUUUUGGCUAAUCUGACACAACUUUCAGAAUUAUACUUGGGCUACAAUCAAAUAACUGGUCAGAUCCCAGAUUGCCUUGUCCAACUGACACAGUUAACUGUGUUAGACCUGCGAUCCAACAAUUUGCAAGGAGCAAUUCCCAGGUCACUAUUCGAGCUUAGAAAUCUUGAAUAUGUAUACCUCAACUCAAAUAACUUGAGCGGGAAUGUUGAAUUCAAUGAGUCCUCCAAGCACAAAAAGUUGAUCUUACUUCAUUUAUCGCUCAACAAGUUAUCUGUGCAGUUCAGAACUGGUUUUACCGCUCCAGAGCUUAUAAAACUAGGAUUGGGUUCAUGCAACCUAACAGAAUUUCCGGAAUUCUUGAAGUACGCUAGUGAACUGAGGCAUCUUGAUCUAUCUGACAACACUCUUCAAGGUCAAAUACCAAAAUGGAUGUGGAGUUCAGCUGGUACUGAAACUUUGUAUCAUCUCAACCUCUCUCACAACCACUUAACUGGAUUCGAAGAGAAUCCGGUCAUUAUUCCAUGGAGUUCGUUAAAUUCUUUAGAGCUCGACUCUAACAUGUUACGAGGAGCGCUGCCAAUUCCAGGGCCGUCAAUGACUGUCUAUUCUGUAUCAAACAAUGAAUAUUCUGGAGAAAUUCCAACAGCAUUCUGCAGCAGAGGGACCCUAACUAUUCUUGAUUUGUCAAACAACAACCUGAAGGGCAUGAUUCCGCAAUGUUUUGAAAAUCUCAGAUUUCUUGAGAUAUUGAAACUGCAGAACAAUUCUUUUCACGGGGAUAUUCCCCAAAUGUGUUCAAACAAAAGUGCAGAGUUAGAAGCGAUUGACUUGAGUUAUAAUCAGCUACAAGGGAAGCUACCAAGAUCAAUAGCCAGUUGUUAUAAACUGAUGUUUCUCAAUAUGGGAAAUAAUCUGAUCAGAGAUACUUUCCCAUCUUGGUUAGGACAACUUCCAGAAUUAAAAGUCCUCAGUUUGCGGUCUAAUGCAUUUCAUGGCAUAAUUGGAAAUCCUGCAAGUACCCAAGAGUUCCCUGUGCUGUCCAUUGUUGAUCUAUCUAGCAAUGACUUUUCAGGUAUGUUGCCCUCAAACUACUUGGAGAAUUGGGAUGCCAUGAAAUCUGUUAAUGAAACCGAUGAAGUAUCCUACAUCGAUAAGCCUAUCAGGGUCGGGAUUGAAGUUCAAGAAGUACCCUACUAUGAUUACCCGAUCACACUUUUUAGCAAAGGGGUGGAAUUGAAGUAUUUGAAGACCCCUUAUCUUCUGAGGCUGAUAGAUCUCUCAAGUAACAGAUUUGAAGGACAGAUUCAAGGUAUCAUUGGGAACCUAAGAGCGCUUCAUCUGCUCAAUCUUUCCAACAACACUCUCAAUGGUUCCAUCCCCUCUUCUUUGGGGAACUUGACUGCUCUUGAAUCGUUGGAUCUCUCCCAAAAUCAGCUCUCAGGAAAGAUCCCCAGUGAUCUGGCACAACUGACAUUCCUUGCAUACUUUAAUGUAACCCACAAUCGGCUUUAUGGUCCUAUCCCACAAGGUCGACAGUUUGAUACAUUCCAAGAGGAUACGUACCAAGGAAACUCAGAUUUGUGUGGAAAAUCUUUGUCAAAGAAAUGUCAAGAUUCUGAGAGCAAAACACCACAAACAUCAACCUUUGAAGAAGACGAAGACUCCGGGUUUCAUAUUGAGCUAGAUUGGUUUGUGGUUCUACCAGGAGCUAUUGCUGGCCUAAUAGUUGGAAUGGUUGGGGGGAACUUCUGGACAGCCAAGAAGCAUGACUGGGCUGAGUUGGAGAAAACAGAACAGAAAUUUGAGGUGAGAGACGUACCAGACCCAAUUGAGGGAGGCCCUUGCAAUAAUCUUUACACCAAAAGAUUCUAUGAGCAAGCCGGUCCAGCAGGACUUAUUUCUCACAAGGAUAUCUUCGCUUCAAUUUACAACACUGUAAAACAAUUGUUCAAAUAUGUGUUUGCAUACACAGCUCAUGUGCCAUCUUAUGCAGAUUUAUGUGGAGGGCUUGUGGCACUCUGCCACGAUGAUGAACGCUCUGCCUUGUUGCAAUUCAAAGCUAGUUUCAUGAUAAACAAGUCUGCUUCCCAAGAUCCCAAUGCUUAUCCAAAAGUCGCAUCUUGGGGUUUGCCAGAAGGAGAUCCUAAGAGGAGUAACUGUUGUUCAUGGGAUGGUGUCGAAUGCCACGACGACUCUGGCCAUGUUAUAGGCCUUGACCUUGCUAGCAGCUGUCUUUAUGGUUCCAUCAACUCCAACAGCAGUCUGUUUGAACUUGUUAAGUUGCAGAGGCUUGACCUCUCUGACAAUAACUUCAGCUUCUCUCAAAUACCAUCCAGGUUAGGCCAUGAUCUUAUUAGUCUAACAUAUCUCAACCUUUCAGUGUCUUCAUUCUCUGGCCAAAUUCCAUCAGAAAUUUCAUUUCUAUCCAAACUGUCUGCCCUUGAUCUGUCUUCUAGUUUCCAGUCUCCUCUCAAAAUGCCCGACUUCAGAAGCCUAGUUCAGAACUUAACCAGCAUAAAACAACUUCAUCUUACUUGGGUAGAGAUAGGCUCCACAGUGCCUAAUACAUUGGUGAAUCUGUCUUCUCUCACAUCUCUCCGUCUUCAAGCAUGUAGCUUGGAGGGGCUACUCCCAGCAGGCAUUUUCCACCUACCAAACUUGCAAGUACUUGAUUUGUCCGAUAACUAUUAUCUAACCGGUUACUUUCCUAAGGACCUUAACAGAAGCAGUCCUUUGAGGCUACUUGAUCUUGGAGCAACCUUUUUCUCUGGUUAUAUACCUUCUUCAAUUGGAGACCUUCGUGCCUUAACUUUGUUGAACAUCUCAUUCUGUGGCUUUUAUCCCCAUGUUCCAUCUUCACUUUCCAACCUUACCCAGCUCAAUUCCCUUGAUCUUUCUUCUUUUUAUCACUAUAGUUAUGACCCUGUCCUUCCAACUAUUCAUACUUUCAGUGACCAAGUUUCAGAUUCCUGGUCUUGGUUCGGAAAGCUGACCAAACUUUCCCACUUGGUCCUUGUGAAUGCCAACUUAAGGGAAGAUUUGCCAUGUUCGUUGGCUAAUCUGACACAACUUUCAAAACUAGACUUGAGCGAGAAUCAAAUAACUGGUGCAAUCCCAUAUUGUUUGGCUAACCUGACACACCUUUCAGAACUAGACUUGAGCCAAAAUCAACUAAGUGGUGAAAUCUCAUCUUGCCUCGUGCAGUUGACCCAGUUAACUUUGUUAGACCUACGAUUGAACAAUCUGCAAGGAGCAAUUCCCAGGUCACUAUUCGAGCUUAGAAAUCUUGAAUAUAUUCACCUCCAAGCAAAUAACUUGAGUGGAUAUGUUGAAUUCGAUGACAUUUCCAAGCUCCAAAAGUUGAAGGUACUUCGUUUGUCGCUGAACAAGUUAUCUGUGCAUAUCAAACCUGGAUUUAGUGCUAUUCCUCCAAAGCUUAAAGAACUAGGAUUGGGUUCAUGCAAUUUAACAGAGUUUCCGGAAUUUUUGAAGUACACUAGAGAACUGCUGGAUCUUGAUCUAUCUGACAACAAUCUUCAAGGCCAAAUACCAAAAUGGAUGUGGAAUUCAUCUGGUGAAACCUUGUUGUUUCUCAACCUCUCUCACAACCACUUAACUGGGUAUGAAGAAAAUCUGGUCAUUAUUCCAUGGCAUUCUUUAAUGUCUUUAGAGCUUCACUCAAACAUGAUGCGAGGAUCACUGCCAAUUCCAGGGCCGUCAAUGGCAGUCUAUUCUGUUUCAAACAAUGAAUAUGGAGGAGAGAUUCCAGCAACAUUUUGCAACACAACUAUGGAGGCCCUUUAUAUUCUUGAUUUGUCUAAUAACAACUUGAAUGGCACGAUUCCCCAAUGUUUUGUCAAUCUCAGACAUCUAUACAUACUGAAACUGCAGAACAAUUAUCUCCACGGGGACAUUCCUCAACUAUGCUCACUCAGAGGUACGUGGUUAAGGGGGAUUGACUUAAGUCAUAAUCAGCUACAAGGCAAGCUGCCUAGAUCAAUUGCCAGUUGUCCUAGGUUGAUGUUUGUUAAUUUGAGAAAUAAUCAGAUCAGAGAUACAUUCCCCUCUUGGUUAGGAAAACUUCAACAACUGAGAGUUCUCAUUUUGCGGUCGAAUGCAUUCCAUGGCAUAAUUGGGAAGCCUGCAAGUAGUCAUGAUUUCCCUGAGCUGUCCAUUGUUGACUUAUCUAGCAAUGAAUUCUCUGUAUUUGGCCCAGUAGUGCUAACCCCGCCAAAUGUAAAGCCUGUGGGACAUAAAUGGGUUUUUGUUAGAAAGCGAAAUGAGAAGAAUGAGGUAUUAAGAUAUAAAGCCCGCCUUGUGGCGCAAGGUUUCUCACAACGCCCUGGAAUUGACUACGAGGAGACAUAUUCUCCUGUAAUGGACGUUAUAACUUUCCUCUACCUUGUCAGUUUGGUAGUUUCUGAAAAACUUGACAUGCAGCUUAUGGAUGUGGUUACUGCAUAUCUCUAUGGGGAUCUGGAUUCAGAGAUAUAUAUGAAAGUUCCUAAUGGACUUCCAUUACCCAAAUCAAGUAGCUCUAAACCACGGAGCGCAUUCUCAAUAAGGUUGAGACGUUCACUAUAUGGAUUAAAGCAAUCUGGACGUAUGUGGUAUAAUCGUCUAAGUGAAUACUUGAUUAGGAAGGGAUAUGUGAAUAAUGAACUAUGCCCAUGCGUGUUUAUUAAGAAAACAAGUUCUGGAUUUGCAAUUGUCGCUGUCUAUGUUGAUGACAUGAACAUUAUUGGGACUCUUGAUGAGUUAAAGGACACUGCAAAGUAUUUGAAAUCCGAAUUCGAGAUGAAAAAUCUUGGGAAGACACGGUUUUGCCUAGGACUAGAGCUAGAGCACCGUAGUAGUGGAAUAUUAGUCCACCAGUCAGCUUAUGUCCACAAAAUGUUGAGAAGAUUUAACAUGGACAAAGUUCAUUCUGUUAGCACUCCCAUGAUCGUCCGCAGCCUAGAUCCAAAAAAGGAUCCAUUUCGUCCAAAGGAUGAGGACGAAGAAGUCUUGGGGGCUGAAGUGCCUUACCUAAGUGCAGUAGGUGCAUUACUGUAUUUAGCUCAAUGCACAAGACCGGACAUCUCAUUUGCUGUAAACUUGUUAGCUAGAUUUAGCUCAGCGCCCACGCAACGCCAUUGGACUGGCAUAAAGACAAUCUUCCGGUACUUAAAGGGUACGAUAGAUAUGGGCUUGUUCUAUCCCUACAGAGAGACAAGAAGAAAGGCUUUCAUUGCAGGAAGCAAGGACUCCACCAGUGAGGGUGCCGCCACUUGUUCCUUCACCCCUUACACCAACAAUCCAUGUGAUGUGUUGGUUGGUUUUGCUGAUGCUGGACUGGGACAUCCAGGUCGUGAUAUGAUGAUCCGUAUUUUGAAAAACUCAAACGGACAUCCCUUCUUCAGAGUGAAAGGAAGCAAGUAUCGUCAGUUAGAUGUUGAUGCCGCUACAAACUCCCAGCGGAAAAGAACUAACACCAACAAUGGCGCUUUAGUUCCAUAUCAUGCUUCUCAAGUCAAUGAUGACUUUGAGCUUGAACCAACAUCCUCAUUGGUCAUAUCAGAUGCUCAUCGUUCAUUCUACAAAGCCUGUUCUUUAGCCAAAGUGGGAUCGAGACCGUCCUAUAAUAAAGACACUAAAGAGAACAUUCCAUUCUUACAACGUAUCCAAGGUGAUAUUUGUGGACCUAUCCACCCAUCAUGCGGGCCAUUCAGAUAUUUCAUGGUACUGGUGGAUAUGCUUCGACACGAUGGUCACAUGUCGCUACUUUUGUCCACAAGAAAUGCUGCAUAUUCUAAACUCCUGGCACAAAUUAUUCGCUUGAGGGCUCACCACCCAGAUCAUCCUAUUAAGUCAAUACGUCUUGACAAUGCUGGGGAGUUUACGUCGCAAAUAUUUGAUGAUUAUUGCAUGUCCAUUGGGAUUGAUGUUGAGCAUUCAGUUCCCCAUGUACAUACCCAAAACGGUAUGUUGCCCUCCGACUACUUAGAGAACUGGAAUGCUAUGAAAUUUGUUGAUGCAAACGAGCUGAUAUACGUCCAAUCUUUCCUCUUCUUCCCGAUGUACGAAAAAUGGUUCUACUAUGAUUACCUGAUUACAGUUUUCAGUAAAGGUGUGGAAUUGAACUAUUUCAAGACCCCUUCUCCUCUGUUAUUCAUAGACCUCUCAAGUAACAGCUUUGAAGGAGAGAUUCCAGGUAUCAUUGGGAAUCUAAGAGGGCUUUAUUUGCUCAAUCUUUCCAACAACACUCUCACUGGUCUCAUCCCCUCGUCUUUGGGGAACUUGACUGCUCUUGAAUCGUUGGAUCUCUCUCAAAAUCAGCUCUCAGGAAACAUCCCCAGAGUCCUGGCGCAACUGACAUUCCUUUCAUACUUUAAUGUGUCUCAUAAUCGUCUUUUGGGAUCCAUUCCACAAGGUCGACAAUUUGAUACAUUCCGAGAGGAUAUGUACCAGGGAAACUCAGGUUUGUGUGGAAAACCUUUGUCAAAGAAAUGUCAAGAUUCUGAGAUCACAACUCCUCAAACAACCUUUGAACAAGACGAAGACUCGGGGUUUCGAAUUGAGCUAGAUUGGUUUGUGGUUCUGCCAGGAGUUGUUACUGGCCUAAUAGUUGGAGUAAUUGUGGAAAACUUUUGGACAGCCAAGAAGCAUGACCGGUUUGUAGAUACAUUCAACAGGAGGAGGCAGCUGAGAAGCACAAAGCGGCGGAGGGAAUUCAGAACUUAG